UAAACACUUCUCUCUCACACAACAAACAACUCAACAACAACAUCAUAAAUUGUUUCUUUUCUGUUUUUGAAACUGAAUUUUUCUCACCACCAUGACUGAUCACCAUGCAAGAACAACAGGCUCCUACUCCUAUGGAGGAUCACCCUAUGACACCCACACCUCCAGCCUCAGCCACCCUUCACGCCAAACAGUGAAGUUCAUAACAGCUGCUACAAUUGGUGUCACACUGGUGUUCUUGUCUGGACUCAUCCUUGUUGGAACUGUCAUAGGAUUAAUCAUUGCAACUCCUCUUCUUGUUAUCUUCAGUCCUAUCCUAGUUCCAGCUGCAAUAACACUGUCUCUCAUUGCUGGUGGGUUUGUGUUCUCUGGUGGUUGUGGUGUGGCUGCUAUAGCUGCAUUGUCAUGGAUUUACAACUACGUCUCGGGUAAUCGUCCCGCUGGUAGUGAUAAUCUUGAUUAUGCUAAAGGGUAUAUUACUGAUAAGGCUAGAGAAGUGAAGGAAAAAGCUAAGGAUUAUGGAAAUUAUGCUCAGGCUAGAGCACAAGAAGCCGCACAAGGAGGAACUGGAAAUUAUGGUCAGGCUAGAGCACAAGAAGGCACACAAGGAACUUAUUAGUAAAAUCAUAAGCUGUGUAUUGCUUUCACUUUUUCUCCAUUUGCAUGUUCUGUUCACUCAUUGUCACCACUUCUGUUUAGUUUCUUGUUUGUGUGUUGUGUGUCUGUGUUGUUCAAUCUGGUUUGUAAGUUAAAUAUUUCGCUUUAUUUAUGUAAGCAUUAUGUUAGUAAAUAAAUUUGUCUCUAUUUUGUAGCCUACAA
This is a messenger RNA of Vicia villosa (hairy vetch), 816 nucleotides long. RefSeq names its product oleosin Ara h 15.0101-like. Gene Ontology annotation, cellular component: monolayer-surrounded lipid storage body; membrane. The coding region runs from base 92 to 616 and encodes 174 amino acids. The transcript has a single exon. Gene Ontology annotation, biological process: lipid storage. Lineage: Eukaryota; Viridiplantae; Streptophyta; Magnoliopsida; Fabales; Fabaceae. The record is from RefSeq and is a predicted model, not a curated record.